Pomacea canaliculata is the source of this 3097-nucleotide messenger RNA. Its product is annotated as zinc finger protein 37-like. Gene Ontology annotation, molecular function: DNA-binding transcription factor activity, RNA polymerase II-specific; RNA polymerase II transcription regulatory region sequence-specific DNA binding. The record is from RefSeq and is a predicted model, not a curated record. The transcript is spliced from 3 exons. Gene Ontology annotation, cellular component: nucleus. Gene Ontology annotation, biological process: regulation of transcription by RNA polymerase II. NCBI's taxonomy places the organism in Eukaryota, Metazoa, Mollusca, Gastropoda, Architaenioglossa, Ampullariidae. Bases 103 to 1845 code for a protein of 580 amino acids.
GGAUCUUCGCACUUCCGCUAUGGGAAAGUGAUGCUAUCAUCGGAGGUUCCCUGCUGCUGCUCCACAACAGUUGCUCAGCAGCGACGAUUCUAAACAGUAGAGAUGAUUUGUUUGCUGUUCUCCGAAGACCACCACAACUGGGUCAGUGGCGCUGUGGGAUCUACCAGCUGCUUCCUCACACUUCUUGCUGCAGGAACACGAUUAGAAGCAGAACUACAAAGUAGCAACUACAGCUUAAUGAUUAAUUCUCAAGAUAAGGACAGGAUAUCAACACAGCCUUUUUCAACUUCAAGUAUGGAUCUUUUUGCUUCAUCACAGGGUCUGGACAUUGAACAGAGAAAAAGAGAGAAAAAGAAAAAUCGCGAAUUACUGUCAUCAUAUGAAAUUUACUUAGAUGUAGCUGAGGAUCAUGUAAAUGAAGGUUCAUCUAAAAACAAGCAGACCAUAGAAGAAGAACAAAAGAAAUCCAAGUUACAGGAGUUUGAUGAAAGUGAAGUACAUGCACACAGUGAUCAAGAACAGAGGCAAAAAAGGAAGAAAAAAAGGCCUAGAUCGCAAGACAUGGAUAUUUGUGAUGUGCACGUAUCUAGAGAUUUGGGCAACAGCAUGCUACAGAUAUCUAGUGAUAGCAAAGCACACACAAAUGUACCAGAGGAUUCAUCAGCUUGCAAAGAACAAAGAAAAGACAAAUACAAGUUAAAAGGGUUAAACAAAAAUGAACUAUGUGCAGACAGUGAACAAGAACAGAGGCAUGCUGUUAAAAAAAAGACAAGAAAACAUAAAUCAAUAGACAUGGAUGUUUGUGAUGUGAAUGUCUCUGGAGAUUUCGAUGAUGAUCAGAAUGGAGGGGUGGAGGUGUAUCCAUCUAGGAAUGAAAUAUGUGCAGAUGGCAAAAAAGGCCACUCUGAGGCAGAAAGUAAAUGUGCAUCAGAUGAUGUACAUAAUGGUGAUGAAAACACCAUAACUUGGAGUGAGUGUUCCAAUAGUGGAAAAGGCAAAGAAAAGAAAAGGAAAUCAAAAUCUGAAGUAAAUAUUCUGUCUGAGAAUAAAUCACAUUUUAAAUAUCAAGAAUCUUGUACAAAUCAAAUUUCUCAGCAUGAUGAGUUGUGUUUGACUGAGAAUAAUGAAGAGAUACACAGAUCUGAGCAGGUUAAUCCGCUUUCUGUUUGUGAGAGUUUGGAUAUGACGCAUAAUGAGGAAGCAGCAAAAUGUAAAAUAAAAAAGACGAGAAAGCUGAACAAACAUACUGAAGAAAUCAAAUUUUUGAAUGAAUGUCAAGGCUUUGACAAAAACCAUCAGUGUUACUUGUGUGAAGUGAGUGUUGCAGGCAAAAAUAAUUAUAUUAAACAUCUUGCAACUGCACAUGACAAGCAUGUUUUUCAGUGUUCACAGUGUGGCAGGUGCUGCACAUCUCAAGAGGGACUUUCCUUACACCAGAGUAGUGUAUGUGACCAGGAAAGGAACCUUUUUGCCAGAGUCUACAAAUGUAAGGACUGCCCCAUGUCUUACAAAAGUAAUCGAUCACUUGGGCGCCACAGAAGGGAACAACAUAAUAUUGGAGGUACAGUUAGAGAACAUGUGUGUCAUCUUUGUAAUAAGUCCUUUACUCGUCAGGCAAGUUUGCGAAUUCAUUAUUUAACAUGCAUGAAGCGGAAGGAAAAUUCUGUUGAAGAAGGGCAGGUAGAGGUUUCUUGUGAAGAAUGUCAAAAAGUGUUUUCAUCAAGACGCAGUCUAAAAUAUCACAUCUCAACUAUUCAUGAGCAAAGACUGUUUGAGUGCUCCACAUGCGGAGAAGUUUUCCGUUGGUCCAAAAGUUUGUCAAAACAUCGGCAAAAAUGUCAAUAAAUUUGAGAAUUAUGCAAGUAUUUUAAAAUAGUUAAUUGUCUGCCAGGUAGAAAGCAAUGUUCUAGAACAGUUACAAAAAUAUCUACUCAUACAAUUAGAUUUUUAUUUUUUAUGAGGAAUAACUGAAUAAUCCUGGACUACUGACAGGGAUACAGAAAUGUAAAGAUGAUGUAAAGUCCUGAAUGCUUCAGAACAGACUGCAACUGAACGAUGAUAAGACUGAACUGCUACUUGUCCAAAGAAAUUUCUAAGUCAUCCUUUUCUUUCUUUGUCUCUGGCUAUAAACGGCUCAUAUAUUCCUUUGUUCGCAGCUUGGGUGUCAUUCUUGAUCAGCAUUUGACUUUUCAUCAGCAUAUUUCUCAUGUCUGCAGAAAUGUCUACCUUGAACUUUGUUGGAUCAGUACAAUUUGUCUAUCUCCAAUGCAACUAAAACUCUAAUCUGUGCCUUUGUGCUAUCAAGGAUGGACUAUUGUAAUUCUCUUUUAGCUGGAAUUCCCAAGUAUCUUCUGGACAGAUUUCAAAGGAUCCAGAAUAACGCUGCUUGACUUAUCUGUAGACCAUCUAGAUACGUACAUAUAUCGCCUAUCAUUCGCUCUUUUUACUGGCUGCCAAUCACAGACCGUAUAGCCUACAAACUUUCUACUUUGAUUAACUCGGCUGUUUCUUGCACCAGUCCUCAGUACCUCUCUGAAUUCACUCUCAUCUAUAACCCGCUCGACCUCUUCUGACACCAAGCUUCUGGGAGUCCCACAAAACAUGUGGACAAAGGUCUUUCUCUUACCAAGCCCCAUCAACUUGGAAUAGAUUACCUGUCAGCCUUCGUAUCUCUGAUUCUCUUACUCCUUUAAGUUCAAGCUUAAGACACAUCUUUUCAGAACGACUUCAAUGUAACCCUGAGCGUGCAUGACAUGUCUGUAUUUACUUGGUGUAUGAGUGGCGUCUGUAGUAGCAGUGAGCAUGUCUGUUAUAUGGGUGCAUUUAUGUAUGUAAAGUGCUCUGAGCAAAAAAAAUUAUUAUUAAUAUCAAAGACGCUUUGCUGAUUUCCUUCAUGAAUUAGCCUGGAAAGGUGCUAUUUCCCUUGUCUAAAAGCAUGGUUACAUAUUUACUACUUGUAGCCUUGCACUGUUCCAUGCAAGAGUACAUCAUGCAGUUGUUGGAGUCUGUACAUUUGCUUGAUGUAGUUUGAUACUUCUCUGCCCAUUUAAUUAUUUUUUUCCCAGUUUACCCAAUAAAAUGACUUCACUCUUUAAAA